CAUGUGAGUGAGAGCCCGGGGGGGGUGAAGCUGGGGCUCGGAGACUUCAUCUUCUACAGCAUGCUGGUGGGCAAGGCCUCGGCCACAGCCAGCGGCGACUGGAACACCACGCUCGCCUGCUUCGUGGCCAUCCUCAUCGGCUUGUGUCUGACCCUGCUCCUCCUCGCCAUCUUCAAGAAGGCGCUCCCCGCUCUGCCCAUCUCCAUCUUCUUCGGCCUAGUCUUCUACUUCGCCACAGACAACCUGGUGCAGCCCUUCAUGGACAGACUGGCGCUGCACCAGUUCUACAUUUAGCAGGACGACGCCACGAUAAACCUCCACCCUCGCACUUCCUCCGGCCACAACGUCACCGGCCGGGUGGUGAACAAAAGGGCGAUGACGGGGGGCCCCUUAACCAGAAAGAAACCCACUAUGACAGGACCCCCCCCCAUUUUUAUUUGCGUUUUAAAACCAAGAAGUGACAUUUCUGGCUCGACUUGGGACCUCAUCUUCACAUUUUUUUAUUUACCCAGGGAAGCUUUGCUGGAGCAACAGUAAUAAUAACCACAGUCUUCUACAACUUUACAGAAGGUGCCUUGCUCAGGGACACUGAGAGGCAGCUGUGGAGCGAAGGGAAAUCUCCUUCAAAGACUUUAAUCAAACAUCUUCAUCUUUACAGCCCCCCCCCAAAGCUAACCCUGCUAUGAAAGAAAAAAGCCUUCAUUGAGUAACGGACGCUCUGCGGUGUUGAUGAUAGAUGUGGAGUUUGUGUUCGAGCUGUCGGUCACCACACGUGCUUUCCUCACCGCCGUUACGAAUGGUUAAGAAGCGCUGACGGAUGAGCGAUCCCACCCCGAGAGAUUUACACUGAUGUUUUUCACAGGAAAGAGUGGAUUUACUAUCCGUCAAAUCAAAUACAAGAAGAAUAGAUCUGUAACAAAUAGUCGACGGAAAGAUAAUCGCCAAAUAUUUCUAAAUCGAUUGAUUAUUAAAGUCAUUUGUAAUUAGAAAUUGUCCUAAGAUUCCGUUUUCAGCCUCUCUGAUAUGGAGAUUUCCGCCUUUUCUCUUUUUUAUAUCAUAAGAAAGUGAAUAUCUUUGGAGUUAGCUUUGACAAAACAGAGAUAUUUAAAAACAUCACCUUGGACUUUAUCGACCUGAGACCUUAUUCACAGUUUCUGACCAAACAACCAAACGAUGAAUGGACCAAACACGUUCUAGAUAAUGAAUAUAAUCUUGAGUUGGAAUCUUUUUUGAAAGGAGUUUAGUUUUCCCACUUUAAAAACAAAUCUUUGAGAGUGAUUCACACCCGCAGAGACGCACUGAUCACGUUUUAAGCCCGUGUAUCUCUCUUUGAGAUAUCAGUGUGCUUGUGACACUGACUCUAAUAUUCCACCGUGUUUCCUGCCCUUCAUUUUAAACGAAAGGAACACCAACAAAAUAAUCACAAAACCCCGCCUGUAACUUCAAUCAUUCAAUCGUAGUUUUUCUCUCAUGCCUUAAAGGUAAACAAAGAAUCAAGCAACAUAGAAAAGUCUGGAAAUGAAGUCAAUCAUGGCCUCGUUUAAGAAAAGCAAAACCCAUGCAGUACAAUCCAAGUUUUUACUACUUCAUAAACACGUGACCUUUCAACAAAAAAAUACUAUUAAAAGUAUUUUUCUGCAGAGGCUGGCAUGUGAGGGAAAUUGUCAUUUUGUUGGUUAAAUAUUCCUUUAAAUCACAGUUGGUGUCACAGCCUGCAGAGGGAGGAAAGUACACACACACACACACACACACGAGAUUGCCUGGAGGUCCAGUGCCUUGCUCGAGGGCAUUUCAGUAGUAGUUGUUGUUGUUGUUAUUGUUGACAGAAACGUGCUUUUCAUUCUUUUCCCUGACUCACAUUUAAUUUAAUUUUUCUCCAACCUGCCCAGAGUAACCUGUGAUCAUCUGCUCUCACUCUUUAGGCUCCGCCCCCUACUGUGCUACACCUAACACCAUGGUUAUUUCCACUAAACACAGAUACUGUAGUUUUUUCCAAAAUAUGCAUAAGAGAAACUUUGUACUUUUUCAAACACGGGGUAACGGUUCCUACACAGAUCAGGAGCGUCUGUGAAACUAACAUCAGAUCUGUGUGUUUUGAGAAGAGAAUGCUGAUAAAUGAGGGAGAUGUAGUUUGAACUUGAAUGUGAACAUAAUCUCCAGUUAUCCAGCGUUAACUGUGUAUUUUAACAAACCACAUUUAAAAAAGGGUCUUCUAUGAGAUAUGGAGUUGUUGCUUCUUAUAUGUGAAUGAAAUAAUGCAGAUUGAUGGAGGACGAGCUGCACUGAUGGAUUUGUAUUGUUUCACUCGAGUGCAACGCUUGCAGAGAUCAACAAAGGGAACAAUAUAUACAAAUAUCUGUUCUGAAACUUUGCUUUUUUUUUAGGGAAUAUGUCGGGUGACUGCCUUUUUUUUCCUGUCCUUCACAUGCAUAUGUGUGUUAUGCAAGGUUAUUCAAUUCAGAUUUUGUUUUUUUAAUAAAUAAUGAAAGUUAAAAUA
Messenger RNA from Notothenia coriiceps (black rockcod), 2497 nucleotides. Its product is annotated as presenilin-1-like. Gene Ontology annotation, molecular function: aspartic endopeptidase activity, intramembrane cleaving. Bases 61 to 294 code for a protein of 77 amino acids. Gene Ontology annotation, biological process: amyloid-beta formation; membrane protein ectodomain proteolysis; protein processing. Gene Ontology annotation, cellular component: membrane; gamma-secretase complex. The record is from RefSeq and is a predicted model, not a curated record. The transcript is spliced from 3 exons. NCBI's taxonomy places the organism in Eukaryota, Metazoa, Chordata, Actinopteri, Perciformes, Nototheniidae.